Molecule: messenger RNA, 1653 nt
Organism: Aspergillus nomiae NRRL 13137
Lineage: Eukaryota; Fungi; Ascomycota; Eurotiomycetes; Eurotiales; Aspergillaceae
Product: acyl--CoA ligase
Exons: 4
Coding region: 1-1653 (550 amino acids)
Biological process (GO): secondary metabolic process
Molecular function (GO): CoA-ligase activity
Source: RefSeq, a predicted model, not a curated record
AUGGAAGUCAGAUCUCGUUGGAAGAUUGAAGUCCCCAACGCCCACCUGGCCACCCUGGUCUUCAAAUCCCCCACUCACCCCAUCUCCAAAACAAAGCCAUGUUUCAUCGACGCCGCCCGACCCGAUACCCAUUUUCUCACCCACGAUGACUUCCGACUUUGGAGCCAACGCUUUGCGGUCGGUCUGCGUAAGUCGGGCAUCAAGACCGGCGACCGAAUCCUGUUUUUCUCUGGAAACAAUCUGUUCUUCCCCGUCGUGUACAUGGGGAUUCUCAUGGCCGGUGGUGUUUUCACCGGUGCAAACCCGGCGUACAUCCCACGGGAGCUGGCCUACCAGUUGAAAGACAGCGGAGCAACGUACCUGAUCUGUGCGGAAAAGAGCAUCGAGACCGGUGUGCAAGCCGCCAAGAUGGCGGGACUCGGCCCCCACCAGGUCUUUCUAUUCAAUGACGCAUUCUACGCAACAAAGGAGCCGGUCGAUUUCUCCAGCCCAGACUAUCGGUAUUGGGGAGAGUUGAUCGGGGAGGAGGAGGAAGGCCGGCGGUUCGCCUGGGACGAGCUCUCCACCGCGGAAUUGGCCAACAGGACCUUGGCCUUGAACUACUCGAGCGGCACCACGGGCGUCCCAAAGGGUGUGGACCUGAGUCACAAGAACAUCAUCGCCAAUAUCUUGCAGUACAACUUCCUGUUCUACCUCCAGAACGACCACCGGGAGCGCAUCGCGCGGGGGAAAUGGCUCUGCCUACUGCCCAUGUACCACGCGAUGGCGCAGAACAUGUUCAUGAGCAUUGCGUUGAUGCGCGGCGUGCCCGUGUACAUCAUGGACAAGUAUGAUUUUGUUAAGUUUUUGCAGGCGAUUGAACGGUUUCGCAUCUCUGACCUCACCUUGGUGCCACCAAUCGUUGUGUCCAUGGUGAAGCGCCCCGAAACCAAACAGCACGAUUUGAGCAGCGUGGAAACCAUUUUCUGUGGGGCGGCGCCGCUUGGAAGGGAGAUUUCCGAGAAGGCGGAAGCCUGUGGCCGGAGGGAAAGAACCACUUCGAUUGUCAUGGCAUGGCACCCUCUAGAUUGGUCGGAUUCGGCAUGCGUGGGCGAGCUCGUUCCCAACUGCGAGGCCAAGGUGAUGGCUGAAGAUGAGGUCACCGAGCUGGGACGCAAUCAACGAGGCGAGCUCUGGGUCCGCGGGCCCAACGUUAUGAAAGGGUAUUGGCGCAAUCCUACCGCAACCAGAGAUACUUUGACAACCGAUGGCUGGCUAAAGUCGGGAGAUAUUGGCUAUGUUGACAAUCAGGGGAAGUGGUAUAUCGUGGAUCGCAAAAAGGAGUUGAUCAAAGUAAAGGGCAACCAAGUUGCACCAGCGGAGCUGGAAGCUCUACUCUUGGAGCACCCUGCUGUGGCCGACGUGGCGGUGAUUGGAGUUCCAUUCAACGAUGACGAACGACCCCGAGCGUAUGUUGUUUUGAAAAAAGAGAUGACUGCCACUGCCGAUGAGAUCGCUACCUUCAUCAACUCCAAGGUUUCUUACAUUAAGCGUGUUUCAGGAGGAGUUGUGUUCCUCGAUGCGAUUCCCAAGAAUCCAUCGGGCAAAAUUCUGCGAAACGUUAUGCGAGAUCAUGCGAGAUCCGAGGUUCUUAAAGCUGGUCCCAACUUAUGA